AAAAAAGAUGACCUGCUGCUAAGCAUUCUCCCCGCGGAUCUUCAAAAUGGGAGCCUCACAAUCUACACCUUCGUCCCUACCAAAGCCACCUUCUAGCAACAUGGACGCCCAAGUCGCUACCCUUCCCUCCGUUUCCGCCGCUGUGGCUUCCUCGACGGCCUCGCAGACUUCAAAGCCCAAGCCUUGUUGCGUGUGCAAGGAGGAGAAGUCGAAGCGCGACGAGUGCAUGCUGUUCUCCAACGCCAAGGACCCUGCCGCCGAUUGCCAGUCACUGGUCGAUCAAUACCGAAGCUGCAUGACGGGAUAUGGAUUCCAGGUGUAAAUGAAACGAGGCAUUGGGCUCUUGGGGCUGUGUAAAAUAUAAUACAUGUGGGCAAAAAA
Molecule: messenger RNA, 381 nt
Organism: Ilyonectria robusta
Lineage: Eukaryota; Fungi; Ascomycota; Sordariomycetes; Hypocreales; Nectriaceae
Product: cytochrome C oxidase copper chaperone-domain-containing protein
Exons: 3
Coding region: 47-322 (91 amino acids)
Biological process (GO): mitochondrial respiratory chain complex IV assembly
Cellular component (GO): mitochondrial intermembrane space
Molecular function (GO): copper ion binding; copper chaperone activity
Source: RefSeq, a predicted model, not a curated record